This is a messenger RNA of Colletotrichum lupini, 1860 nucleotides long. RefSeq names its product glycosyl hydrolase family 81. Lineage: Eukaryota; Fungi; Ascomycota; Sordariomycetes; Glomerellales; Glomerellaceae. The transcript has a single exon. The coding region runs from base 1 to 1860 and encodes 619 amino acids. Gene Ontology annotation, molecular function: endo-1,3(4)-beta-glucanase activity; glucan endo-1,3-beta-D-glucosidase activity. Gene Ontology annotation, cellular component: cell surface. The record is from RefSeq and is a predicted model, not a curated record.
AUGUUCAGCAAAACCAUUGUAGCAGUCAUCCUGCUGUUUGGAGGUGUUCAAUCCCACCGGCACCAUGGAUUCCACAGCCACAGCGAAAUGCGACGCUCGUUCAUCCAUAACGCAAGGGCAGAUGGAGAAGCAGCGAGAGGAGGAUCAGACAACGUUUUCGUGAAAAUUUCUCACGACCGACCAAUUCUAGUUCCGUCGAGAGCAGAUCACCCACAGAAACCUGUCGGAGUCGAUAACAACGACAACCCCAUCCAAACCAACAAGUUCUACGCCAACUUCUUUGCCAACAACCAAGACAACGCGACAUGGACUCACCCUUACUCCGUCUGGUGGUCUAACGAUACCGUCAAACAGGGCCACGGCUUGUCUAUCUCCCAUACGGAUCGGCGCAACUUUAUCUACGGGCCUGGCGAGCCCGUCCAGUCUUUCGAGGAUCCAUUCUUUGACCAAUCUAUUGCGCUUUCGGCGCGGGAGCUGCAGAAUGGAACGGUUUUGACUACGGACACAUUGACAGCAUUCUCCGCCAAUGUCAACCUUGCGACAAGAAAAGGCGCCAAACCGAUUGUCUCGUUUCCCGUAGUUCAGGGCAUGGCUUUCGUCACAGGUAUUUACAACGACGCCACCGUUCUCAUUCAGUCUCAAAAGCACUUUUCAAACAUCACCGACCUUCGUCUGAGUUCCAAUGGACUUGGAGCCACAGUGUAUGGGUGGGAUGCGCGGUUAGGCGAUGGAUCAAGCUGGUUGAUUUACAUCAACCCAACUUCCAUGUCUGAGAGACCAAAUCUUCGGAUGACUGAUAAAGGAACCAUUUUGGGACCAAAGCAGUUCACGGGAACUGUCCAAGUCGCCAAGAAUCCAGCAGGUAAAGCCGGUAUCGACAUCUUUAGCAAGGCUGCUGGAGCGUAUCCAGUUGGCGCCACGCUGUCGGGCUCUGUCUCCGGCAAGACUGGAACUUACACCUUGGCGUGGGAAAAGAAGGGGAUAAAGGAACGGUCACUUCUCAUGUUUGCUCUGCCGCAUCACGUCAAGUCAUUUGACCAAAAGACAGCCAGGGGUCUGACGAACAUCACCUUGGCGAGUACGACCAAGGGAAUUGCCACGGCUACGCUUGCGGACGAGUUCACCAUGGUGGAGCCCGAGCUCCCGACGGAUAUGGGUUUCGACCCUUGGUCGCCUCGUCUUGGAUCAGUGGGGUCCGCGGGCUCAGCGGCAAUCGUUUCCGAAGACGCCAAAGCCGCAAUCAUUAAUGCAGCAAAGAUCGAGCUUGCUCGGGACAUUACAACCCUGACCAACUUGACGUCCAAGUAUUACGCCGGAAUCGCCUUUUCGGUUUACGCCAGGGCGAUUUAUGCUGUCAACAACAUUGCCGGAGAUACUUCAUUCACAGCCAGCUCACUCACCAAGCUUGAGGCUGCGUUUGAUCGGUAUGUCAAUAACCAGGAGCCGAACCCCCUAUUCUACGAUGACGUGUGGAAAGGCCUGGUCUCUUCUGGGUCGUACGGCAACAACGACUCUUCGAUUGACUUUGGUAACACGUAUUACAACGAUCACAACUUCCACUACGGCUACUAUGUGUAUGCUGCUGCAAUCAUUGCCCACUUCAACCCCUCUUGGUUGACAAAGAAUGACGGCCUCAACAAAAUUUGGGUCAACAAUUUGAUUCGUGACUGGUCCAACCCAUCUACCGAAGACCCUUUCUUUCCCUUCUCACGAAACUUCGACUGGUUUCAUGGCCAUAGCUGGGCCAGAGGUGUACUCGAAGCACCGGAUGGCAAGGAUCAGGAGUCCUCAGCGGAGGAUGCUUUCUCGACGUACGCGAUCAAGAUGUGGGGCAAGGUAAUUAUCGGAUUGGAAGUCUAA